AUGCAAUAGAUUUCUCCAGAGGUUGAGCACUACCUACAAGAAGCAGUAAAGCCACUCCUUGAGAAAAUUGAGGAAUUAAAAUAAAAGGAUUAGUAGAAUGAAGAUCAGAUCAAAUUUUUGAUUGGAGAAAUCGGUCAACUCAAGACAUUAGUCUCUACUCUGAAGCCAGUUGAGGAUAAAAAAUAAGGAAAGUAAUAAUAGAAACAAGAAAGUAAUGGUAACAAUAAUGAUCAUAAAAAGCCAGAUCGCCCUCAAACAGCAAUUUAACAAAAACCUGAGCAAAAUAAAUAAAAGGAACAAAAGCCAUAAACUGGAAACAAGAAUUUAAGCCAAAGCGUAGUAGUAGAUAAGUCAACUAAGAAUGAAGCGGAAAACACUACUUCUAAAUCUCCAAGAUAAUCUGUCGAAAAACAAACUAAAACUACAUAAUAACAAUAGUAGUAACCUCAAUAGCCUAAACCUAAACCUGCUAAGUAACCAGAAUAAAAGGACUAAAAGGAAACAAAGACUUCCAAUUAAGAUUAACCGUAAAAAUAAGCAAAUAAUCAGAAGGAAGAUAAGAAGGAUGAUAAAAAUAAACCAAAUAAAUAACCUUAAGCUCCAUAAACAGAUAAAACUAAAGAGCCACCUAAAAAGAAUGAAAAACAACCAGAAUAGAAAUCAAAUGGAGCAUAAAAAACUACAAAUCCUAAAUAGCCAGAAAAAAAAGUGGAAGCCAAAUAAGAUGAUAAAAAAAUAGUUAAAAAAGGUUCAAAGGUUGUAUCUUAAGGUGGAAAUUAACAUUAAACUGAUGAAUAAUUCUAAUAACAACAAUAGAAAGCAUCAGUACCUUAAGAAUAGCAUUCAGCUGAGAAAUCCUCUAAAGAAACCCAUUCUGAAUAGAAUGAACAAUAAUAAGAAAAUCAUUAAGAAUUAGUUAAUGAAUAAUAGGAAGUUGUUUAACAUUAAGAAGAAUAGAACUAAUUUUAGAAUAAUAACCAUUAAGAACAUAAAGAGGAUGAAGAUUUGUUAGCCGAUGAUCAUUAGAAUGAAAUUUAAAAAAGCGAACCAAUCUAGGAGAAUCAAUAGCAGGAUAUGUUUUGA
Paramecium tetraurelia is the source of this 1083-nucleotide messenger RNA. RefSeq lists its product as uncharacterized. The transcript is spliced from 5 exons. Lineage: Eukaryota; Ciliophora; Oligohymenophorea; Peniculida; Parameciidae. The record is from RefSeq and is a predicted model, not a curated record.